Paramecium octaurelia is the source of this 702-nucleotide messenger RNA. The record is from the annotation of a GenBank genome assembly. Lineage: Eukaryota; Ciliophora; Oligohymenophorea; Peniculida; Parameciidae.
AUGAAAAAUGAAAUAAUUAUGAUAGAAAUGAAAAAGCAUUAUGAAAGAAAUAAUGAUCGUAACAAUGAAAGAAAUAACGAAAGAAAUGAUAGAUAUGAUAAUAAAAAUGACAGAAAAAGAAAGGAUUAUCAUCAUUAGAAGAGAAAAAUUAGAAAAUAUUCGUCAAGUUUGUCAAGACCAUCAUCUUCAGUUUCUGUUUCAGUUUCCAAAUCUGAAUCAUCAUCAAGUUCAGAAAAAGUGCCUCGAUGUAGGCCCAAAAAUCAUGAUAAUAUGGUAUUAUUAUUGGAGAAUUACCUGAAAACUUAACUAAGUAAUAAUUGGAUAGUGCAUUUAAUGAGGCAGUUAUGGAUGCUAAUGUUAUUCCUCACGAAGAAACAUCUAUAAUAAAUGCAUUUGGGUAAGCAUAUAUAAAAUAUUGCACUAUCGAUUAUGCAAGAAAAGUCUUAAUAUACUUAAAAGGAAAAAAUCAAUAGGUGAACAUACACUAAAUGUUGAUUUCUAUGAUGAUACUAGUGGUAGAUAGAGAAGAGUAAUGACUAUAAUAAUAAUAAUUAGAAUAGACAUGAAUUAAAAAAUAGUUUAAUUAAUUAGCCUCCUACAAGUUAUGAUUGGAUAUGUGAUAAAUGUGGUUAUGAGAAUUUUGCAAAAAGACACAAAUGCAAUAAGUGUUUAAAUCCAAGAAAUAUACAUUGUAAAUUUUGA